Messenger RNA from Trichomonas vaginalis G3, 414 nucleotides. RefSeq names its product protein of unknown function (DUF3447). The record is from RefSeq and is a predicted model, not a curated record. Bases 1 to 414 code for a protein of 137 amino acids. NCBI's taxonomy places the organism in Eukaryota, Parabasalia, Trichomonadida, Trichomonadidae. The transcript has a single exon.
AUGAAUAAUGACAAAGAAAGAUUCAUCUCAUUCACUGAAAGAGAAGGAUUUGAUAACGAUCAAAAUCUGAAAAGCAGUUUAUAUCCACAAUCUCAAUAUGUAUAUUCAUUACUUGAAUUAUGUUGUUACCAUGGAGCAGUUGAUUGUUUCAAGUUCUUAAGAACGAAAUUAGAUUCAGAAAUCACUCAAGAAUGUUUAGAAUUAUCAUUUUUAGGCCGAAAUCCAGAGAUCAUGAGUGAAUGUUUGAAAUAUAAAGAACCCUAUGGUCAAUGCAUGAGAUAUGCAAUUAUUUCACACAACAUUGAUUUUGUUACAUUUUUUAUGAAUGAAUACAAUUUAGAGAUCAAUUUAGAAUUUUGUGAAUUUUACAAAAAUCUUGAAUCCUUCGCAAUUGGGUUGGCACAAACAAUAUAA